Messenger RNA from Saprolegnia diclina VS20, 780 nucleotides. RefSeq lists its product as hypothetical. Lineage: Eukaryota; Oomycota; Saprolegniomycetes; Saprolegniales; Saprolegniaceae. The coding region runs from base 96 to 749 and encodes 217 amino acids. The record is from RefSeq and is a predicted model, not a curated record. Gene Ontology annotation, molecular function: acetolactate synthase regulator activity; acetolactate synthase activity. Gene Ontology annotation, cellular component: cytosol. The transcript has a single exon. Gene Ontology annotation, biological process: L-valine biosynthetic process.
CGCGGCCGCCAGCAGAUUGCGCAAUCGCGUUGAAGUCGGGGCGCGGUAUCCGGACAAUUUAUCCGUCGCCGAACGCCCCAGUGGCAUUUGCAAAGAUGCUUGCGCGGUGUGCAGUGCGACGCUUCUCGGAGCUCACGAGCUCGAGCCGGAGCCGGCGCCACGUCAUCGCGGCCCUCGUCGUGAACCAGACGGGCUGCCUCGCCGAGAUCGCCAACCUCUUUGCGGCCCGCGGCUACAACAUCGACAGCCUCGUCGUCGGGCGCACGGACGUGCCCGAGCUCUCGCGCAUGAGCGUCGUCGUGCAUGGCACGGACCAGAACGUCUGGAACAUGAAAAAGCAGCUCGAGGACGUCGUCCAGGUCGCCGCCGUCAAGAUCCUCACGGGCCAAGAAGCCGCGGGCGAAAACGUCAUCGAGCGCGACCUCAUGCUCGCCAAGGUCUCGACACACCUUCCCGGCUCGCGCUCGGAAGUUGCAGAGCUCGCGGGUCUCUUUGACGCCAAGGUGGUUGACGUGACAUCGGCGCAGGUCAUGGUGCAGCUGGCGGGCACACCGCCCCGCAUCGAGGCCUUCCUCGAGCUCCUCAAGCCCAUGGGCAUCGUCGAGAUCCACCGGUCCGGCGUCAUUGCGAUGGAUCGCGUCAUGUCGGUGACGGACAAGACGGUCGAGAUUGCGUUCCAAGGCGCCAACGACGACGUGGGCAACAACGACGACGACGAUAUGGACAUCUCCAAGCUGCCGCCGGGCUAGACGCACAGUAAUACACUUGUGUUUUGUAUCC